Galeopterus variegatus (Sunda flying lemur) is the source of this 804-nucleotide messenger RNA. RefSeq names its product chromosome unknown open reading frame, human C6orf223. NCBI's taxonomy places the organism in Eukaryota, Metazoa, Chordata, Mammalia, Dermoptera, Cynocephalidae. The record is from RefSeq and is a predicted model, not a curated record.
AUGGAAGGUUCUUUUCACCAGAAGGCCACCUGGCACAAGAAGCCCACCGUGUUAAGCAGAGCAUCCAGAAGAAGCAAUGUCUUUAGCUGUCCUCAAGGAGAGGAACAGAAGCCCCUGGUCCAGGCGGACCUGGGUCUCUACUGCCUCGGAAAGGGCCGGGACCAGAAAAAAAAAAUGUGCCGUCUAACUGGCCAUCCUCUAUUUUGUUUGCCAAAUCUAGCAACUCUGGGUGCCUCCAGUUUGAGCGAGGCAGGGCACCUCCUCCACCCCCGACAAGGGGAGGCGGUCCACCUGCGCACAAAGGGCAGGACGCUGGACUCGAUGUCGGGGGCGCGGGGCCGACGGGGCGGCCCCUGGAGGUGUCGGCGCCUCCCGCGGCGGGAGGCCCUUCUCCGCGGCCUCUGCCGCCCCCUGCGUCCUCACCCGGGCUUCCAAGAGUCUGACUCAAGAAGCACAGCCGAGCCGGCAUCGCUUCACCUGAGCGCGCCCAGAGAUGACAGGAUUGCAGCGGCACAGCUAAGGCGCUCUAACUACCCAUCGCCGCCGGCAUCCGCGGCGCUCGGCGGCGCUGGGCCAAGCACCGUCAUUAGGCUGCCCCUCCCCCGCCCGGAUCCCGCCCCCCGCCACCGUCCCGGUCCCCAUCCCCCGGAGCGCCGGCUGCACGGAAUGCUGCCUCCUGCCUCCCUCUGGGACUGCCCCUCAGUCCCAAGAGAGAGCUAUGAAGCCCCACCUGGGAGAGGAGGGGGCUUUGUUCAGAUUAGACCAGGACCUGAAGUUGUGGAGCCGGCCCCUCCCCUUCCCUAA